CGCAACACGAAGCAAUUGUGUGGAGCAUACAAUUUUCCGGAGCACGCUGGUUGAGCGGUGAAGGGAGGGAGAAAUGGCGCAGGGAUUCAACAAAUACUUCAAUAGCACCACCAUAAAUGGCCGCGCCAAUGUUGCCAAAGUCACAUACGCCUCCAUUGCGCUCUUCUUCAUUUAUCUCCGCAUGCGACGGGGCUCGAAGUCCGCUCCACCGCCUUCAGCUGACGAUUCCUCGUGCUCCUGUGAGAAGCCCGAGAAAUAUGUGAUUCCCAUGGAUGAACAGGAGCACGAAUGCGAUUAAAGUUGCGAGUAAAAUUCCUUAGGCAACCAAAUUCGAAUAUGUGUGAAUAAAUAUAAAGCUUGACUAUAAA
Scaptodrosophila lebanonensis is the source of this 368-nucleotide messenger RNA. Its product is annotated as ATP synthase membrane subunit DAPIT, mitochondrial-like. The transcript has 2 exons. The coding region runs from base 74 to 298 and encodes 74 amino acids. The record is from RefSeq and is a predicted model, not a curated record. NCBI's taxonomy places the organism in Eukaryota, Metazoa, Arthropoda, Insecta, Diptera, Drosophilidae.